Trichoderma atroviride IMI 206040 is the source of this 1736-nucleotide messenger RNA. RefSeq lists its product as uncharacterized. Gene Ontology annotation, molecular function: hydrolase activity. Gene Ontology annotation, biological process: secondary metabolic process. The record is from RefSeq and is a predicted model, not a curated record. Gene Ontology annotation, cellular component: cytoplasm; nucleus. NCBI's taxonomy places the organism in Eukaryota, Fungi, Ascomycota, Sordariomycetes, Hypocreales, Hypocreaceae.
AUGUCAUCGUCAGCUACACCAACGGGGGCCACGCCAACUGGCACUCCCCGGCCGGAGCAACAGGCCAAGAAGAAUGCCGGAAAGAAGGAAGUCAAGAUACUAAUGAUUCACGGCUACACACAAUCCGGCCCCCUCUUCCGCGCCAAAACCCGCGCCCUCGAAAAACUCCUCGCCAAAACCCUCGCCCCCAUCUCCCUCCUCCCCGUCCUCUUCUACCCUACCGGCCCAAACCGCCUCCUCCCCAGCGACAUCCCCGGCUUCGUCUCCUCUGAAUCCCAAGGCGGCGACGCCAUUUCCGACCCGGCAGACCUCCCCGACACCUGGGGCUGGUUCCGCAAAGAUGACGGCACCAACACGUACCGCCUCUUCGACGAGGGCAUGGCCGUCAUCGCCCAGGCCAUCCACGACGCCGGCGGCAUCGAUGCAGUCUGCGGCUUCAGCCAGGGCGGUGCCAUGGCGGCCUUCAUUGCCGCUGCGUUGGAGCCUUCGAGGCCUGUUUUGGAAGGGCCGGCGGGAGAAUGGGCGCGCAAGCUGAGAGAGGCGAAUGACAACCGGCCUGUCAAGUUUGCCGUUUCGUAUUCGGGCUUCUAUGCUGCCGUGCCUUCGCUGCAGUGGCUGUAUGAGCCAAAGAUUAAGACGCCAACGCUGCACUAUAUUGGCAGCCUGGAUACGGUUGUCGACGAGAGCCGGAGUCAAGGACUGGUGGAUCGAUGCGAAGAGCCACUUGUUGUAGUUCACCCUGGCGGCCAUUACGUCCCAGUAUCUAAAGAGUGGGUGAUGCCUCUUGCUGGGUUCAUAAAAAACCAUGCCAGCGGCCAGGAAACAGAGUAAAACCCAAUGAUCCAGGGGAGGAAAAGAAAAGACUUAGUUGUUAGAUUUGUUGAGCGAUAGACACAAGCUAGAGUCUAGACGUAUUAGAAUGAUUUCGAUUUAAAGAGCAGGUUAAGAUGGGAAAUGGAAAUAUAGGACAUAGAUACAAGCCAUCACAUAAGCGUUAUAUAACCUCAGAUUCUUUUUUUUUUCCGAGACUAUCUAGACCUGUAAUCUUUAAAAGCCGCGAAAUGCCCGUUAAAGCCAUGUCUGCGAAUACCCCAUGUAAUAUUGCUCUCUUUCAAUGCACCGCGCAGAUCCCCGUUCCCCUCUAACAUCUAUUUAGAUCCCGUUGGCUGGAUACGUGCCAUCAUCUCCUCCUUUGUGAUAAGGUGAUCGAUUCUCUCCAAGUGCCCCAGUAGGCUCUUCAUGUUGUGGCUCCACUCAUUCAAGACAUCAUCUGCAUCUCUCGGCUUGGCGAAACUGACAAUCCGGGCUGGCCGAUCAAUCUUCGCAUACACAGUCUUGGAUGUGACUAAUUCGCUAAUGUACUUCUCCGUCUCAUCUUCUGCAAGGUCGAGAAGCUCGGUCAGGCGGCUCAUCUGGAUGCGAGUGUAGUAUUUGGCAAUGACCCUGACGUUGUGCUCAAUAACACGCUUUCGCAGGUCCUCCCAUCGCUGGUUAGCCUUUUCAUCUGCAGACUGUCCGGGCUGAGCGUCGAAAACGUCGGUGCCGCACAGGUGCGGGCCGAAUUUCUUGGAAACUUCCGGCCAUCGCAUCAGCUCGUGAACUGUGAAUAGCCGGAGAAGCUCGGCAUCGAGAGACACCUGUGUGUUUCGAGAGUCUCGUUGUAUGCGUUGAAGGAGAUCGUGUUGUUCGUUGUCGUAGGGAGCGAGGAUUACAAAGUAAAUGAUGCGUUGCAGAAC